GCCAUUCAGCUGGUCAUCAAAGAGGGUGGCAUUGAAAAGGAGUCGGACUACCCAUACCACGCCCGUAUGGCCACCUGCCAGUUCACCAAGAGCAAAAAGGCCGUAUCGGUGACCGGCGUUCACACCAUGCAGACCGGUCAGGAGGCUGCCCUCCAGAACGCCGUGGGAAGUGUGGGACCGGUAGCCAUUGCCAUCGAUGCCGGACACCAGAGCUUCCAGCACUACAAGUCGGGUGUGUAUGUGGAGCCCCAAUGUAGCUCAACCAAACUCGACCACGGAGUGUCCGCUGUGGGCUAUGGCUCAGAGGGUGGACAGGACUACUGGCUGGUUAAGAAUUCUUGGGGCACCACCUUUGGAAUCCAGGGUUACAUCAAAAUGGCCCGAAACCAUAACAACCAGUGCGGUGUUGCCACUUAUGCUGUCUACCCGACCGGUGUUCACUAA
This is a messenger RNA of Oppiella nova, 444 nucleotides long. The record is from the annotation of a GenBank genome assembly. NCBI's taxonomy places the organism in Eukaryota, Metazoa, Arthropoda, Arachnida, Sarcoptiformes, Oppiidae.